AUGUCUUCCACCGACAUCACCGGCAGCAUUGCUGUCACCGGAAGUCCCGGCAAGGUUCCAAUCCUCCGGGAGAGACUCCAAUCGAUUUCUCAGGAAUACAAGAGCCGAAUUGGCUACUCUACCCACGAUGUUAGCUCCAAAUGCACGACAGUCGACAACUUUUUCGACACGAUUGCUGUCGAACGACUUCGCCGCAUGCCUCGGGAUGGCGGCCGUUUGGAUGCCGUUCUUCGACGGGCUUCGCGAUUCGCUUUCGCAGUGAGCUCGCUGUACGAUGCUGUUAUUGGCAUUAUGUCUGCGGCAAGCGAGGCAGCCUCCCUUAUUUGGGGGACAGUCUUGAUCCUGCUAGAGAUGGGCAUCGACCAGCCGGGUAGCCUUGAAGGUAUCUUUGGCCAAUUCGGUCGAGUAACUCUGGGUAUCUCCUUUUUAUUGCAGGGAGAACACUACUUCAGGGCUCCUGAUGUUGCUCAUGAAGUGGCUGAGAUUUACGCGGACCUGGUUGAACUGGUCAGUCACGUCACCAUGGAAUACAACGACGCGUCCAAAGCCCAGGACGGGGAGACAAUGAACGAAAACAUCAACCACGCGUUCUUUGUGUACUUCAACCGAUUCAACAUGCACUGGCGACGGAUCACCAAGGCCAUCAUGACCAGCCAAUACGAUACGACCAUUGACAUUCCCGCAAUUUACCAAUUUCUUGACUUGCAGGAUCGUCCCCUGCAGAUGAUUCUCGAAGGCCAUAGCCACUCCCUGGCUGAUGGUUCUUUCUCAUGGUUUGAUUCAGAUUUGGCGGCGUUCUCCAUGAGCGACUACGACGUGCUCGCCGUGACGGGCAACCCCGGGUCUGGUAAAAGCGCACUGGCCCAGUGGACAGCCGAGCGGCUUCAAGUCUCUGCGGAAUAUGAUGUUUGGAAUGUCAUUUCAUUUCCGAUCCGUGCCGACGUACCGAUUACGGAGCUGUCUUUGACCGUCCUAAAAGGCCUGGUACACCAGAUGCUUGAUAGAUCAAUCAAUGACCCCAAUGCCCAGAAGGCCAUCGUAGAAGCUACCACCAGAGCGGUUGUCACUGCAUCUGCUGCCGCGCCAGACCCCCAAGUGGAGGACGUUCUCUGGACAGCCAUCGAGGCGGCUUUGAAGUCGAAUAUCCACUUCAUGAUCGUCAUUGAUGGUCUAGAACAGAUGAGGAACAGCGAUGCGAGCGCAACACGCUUUCUCAGCCGCCUGGAGAAUGCCAUUUCAAGUCCAGGUACUCCGUCCAAGUUGAUCGUUUUCAGUCGGACUGUCCCGUCCGGUGUCGAGCUUUCGAAUGCCCAACACUUAACCAUAGACGCCUCCAAGACAGAAGAUGACCUGAAAGGUGCGGUGUACGACAUGAUGUCUCUUGACUCUCAGUUCCACGGCCUUGAUGCCGCCAACACGGCGACUAUUGCCAAGGCCAUUGUGUCUAAUGCUCAGGGCUCGUUUGUUUGGGCGCAGCUGGCAUUACAACAUGUUGGACAGCACAAGACAACCAGCGAAAUGCUUUCUGCUGCUCGGAAGGCACCCAAGUCUGUGGACGACCUGGUUGAUAGCCAUCUCAAUGCCAUAGACCUCGAUCAGCACGAGGCCAGGCUCAUCAUUGCCUGGCUUGCGGCAUCGGAGCGGCCAUUGCAAAUCAAGGAAAUUAACCAGUUGCUUACUAUCGACACUAAGGGGCCCAGCUUCGUGUCUCGCGUUACUGGUCCCGGAAGUGAGACAUUCCGGCCAGUGAGCCCGCUCAUCACGACGCACGAUGGAUUUGCGGCGUUCCGGCAUCACAUUGUCCGCGACCGCGUUCGCCAAUUGGCUGAUUCGAUGGAGGGCGAUUACUCCAACCAGGGCAGAUUCCCCUUCAACAUGCAGGAGGCACACUAUGAAAUCCUGGUCCGUUCGUUGGCCUGGGUCAAGUUUUGUCUGAAGGAAGAGGUCGACGUCGCCUUCGAUAAGAUGGCUGUGGACCAGCGAGAUGCGUUCCUUGAGACCCACGCGCUUCUGGAGUACACUUCGCGCUACUGGUACUCGCACCUCCUAUCGUCUCCGUUGGUCAGCACGGAUGGAACAUUCAACUUUGUUGCACCUUUCAAGCGGGCCCUGCCGGAGUCAGUUUUGUUCGUGCUUCUGGAACUGACAAGCUACGAGUCGCAAUUCAGCCGUUCCAGUAUCCUGGAACUGUAUCGGGUCUCCGUCGAUGUGCGCAAAAACGUUCUGGGCCGGAAAUCAAAGGCUCUCCUGCAAAGUUUGAUUUUCAGUGGCCGUGCCUUGCACAAGGCAGAUGCCGGCGUUGUGAACGAUCAUCUGUAUGAAGCAUGGCAGAUGAGCAAUGCCAUCCUGGAUGCUAGGUCUUCCGUUACGAUUUCUUUGGCAGAGCUCAUCGCAACAACUGUUCGUGCCAGCGAGUCGGAUAACGCAGCUGCAACCCGGGAUGAGACCUAUCGCCGCCGAGCGGAGGCUCUCAAUUACUUGGUAUCCUUGGACGCAGAAGGCUCUCCCCUGGGCUUUAAUCGCCGCUUCGGCUACUUGGCCGUGUUAGUAAAGCUCUACAAAGACAGUAACGAUGAGGAAGCAGCGUAUGGCGUUUCACGGCAAUUCUAUCAGUUCUCGGUUCACAGAUACGGUGCUCACUCGCUUGAGAGUGGCAAGGCGGCUGAUUUCCUGACCCACCACUUCGAAAUCUCCAGCGACGAUGACAUGGCCCUCACCCUUGCUCGCACCAAGUACGAAAACAUGGUCCGGACCUUGCCCGCCACAGAUGAUCGCCGCAUCGCCUACACCUUGUACAUUGCGCGCCUCUACGAACAGCAAAACCAGCCUGAACAGGCAGAAGGAGUGCUUGCUAGCUUGUGGGCAGGUCUGUUGUCGCACGAUGUGACAUCGGCGUCAACCUGGGAUAAGAGGACCAAGGUGGCAUUGGUCUACUACCAGUUCCUGCGCCGGCAUGGACGCCCUGACGAGGCUGAGGUUGUCAUGCGUGAUCUUUCUGCAGACAUCCAGACGGAUGGUAUUCACUCCCCCGAUAUGUUGGAGCGAGCCGAAACACUCCGCAACGAAGCCCGUGAGAUGCAGCUGACAGACAUGGAGCGCAUGCUGUCUGUCCUUAUUUGGAACUACUACAAGCGAGCCAGUCUCGAAUACACACCCCAGGCCGUCGCAUUGGCAGAUCAAUUGGUGACGGGAACGACCAAAGCCAACUACGAAAGUCUCGCCGCGCUUUCCACUAAGGACCGUCUCCUGUUGCACCAGCUUCUUGACUCCAUCGCAUCUGGAGAGCAUCUCUCGGUGUCGACUCUGGUCCUGUGCCACAAUCUUGCCGCUGCCCACAUCCGUGACGAGGAGUGGCUCGAGGGCAGCGACUGCGUGGGUGCCGUCCUCAAACACGCCUGGCCCACGAUUGAUAACGCGGAUUCUGACUCGAAGUUCCCCUCCGACCGAGCGCCGCACAUGGCCAACCUGGCUUUGGAUAUGGCCUACUGUCUAUUCCGUCGCAUGAACGUCCCCAAGGCUUCCGUUAUCUAUGGAAAUGCUUUCAAGGCAUCCAUCACCGCUGAUAAGGUAUCUGUUCCUUCCGUCAGCGCCGUUGUCAAGACGGUCGUUGAGUUCUAUGAAAACACCUUCCAGUAUGCGAUGGCAUUGGUUGUCCUGCGCCAAGUCAGCCAGUUCUUCCUGUCACGUCUUGGCGUGUCCGACAAGCACACCAUGGAUAGCUUGUACCAUCAGGGAGACCUCGCAACGCGACUUGAACAUCACGAGGACGCAGAGAACAGCUAUGGUACGAUCUAUGAUGCCAGUCUCCGUGAUGGCAAGAUCAGCUCCACCGGUAUCCGGGCUGCGGUUGCGCUCAUUGCUCUUUAUGAAUUGAACAAACAAUGGGACUCGGCAUUGGGAGUCUAUCGCCAUCUGUGGCCUACACUCAUCGACUUUGAUGAGAAGGAUGGGUACGAUCGCGCUCUAUUGGAGGGCCUUUUGGAGAAAACGUACAGCGGAUACAUGGCGCUUCUCGGAACAACAGGCAAAGCAGAAAAGUAUUCGGAGCGGUACCGUGUUGCAUCUGAACAUCUGCGGCUUUGCAAGAAGAUCCAUGGCCCUUCGCACGACAUGACACUCAGGGCCACACUUGGACUCGCUGGUGUCUGCGAAGACGGCGAUCAACAUCUGGACGAGGCUAUUUCGCAUUACCAGCAGGUCUUGCGAGUCAACGAAUGGGUGCCAUCGUCUCAAGCUUCCCGUGCUUUGCCUGACAUGUCACUGACAUUGCCUAUCACGACCAAGCACAAACUCGCUCAACUUUAUUUGCGACAGCAGUCCAAAUCUCCCGAAGCCGGAUCUUUGUACGCAGAGGAAAUGGCACUGGCGAAGCAACGACAUGGUCAUUCGUCCACUUCCGCUCUAUCGUGGCUGCGUCAAAUCGCUUUGUUCUAUGCUUUACAGGACUCAACGGACUCCUGGAACCGGGGUGCAAAUGCCUUGCGCUCCCACGCCAACAAGACUAUCGAAGUCACCGAUCACCAGGAGACGCUGGUGGACCGGGCUCGCCGGCUGGCGCAGAUCUACUUGGAGUCUGGCUACAUUGACGCGGGUAACAAUUUGAUUGACGCACUGCGCCAGCAAGUGGUAUACGAACGGCCCGAGUCGCAAAAAUCGCUGAACACAUACCAGCCAGCUGUAUUCGUUGCUGCCUUUGAAGAAUACUUCAGGAACCGCCAGUCGUUCAGUCAGAUCCUUGAUGAGCUUAGCGAGGAGAGCUCCGUCUUCGGAUCCUUCGACCAGAGCUUGUCAAGCCACGAUCUCGUCCCAACGUUGGCCUCUGGUGAGCAGCUCCAUCGGGCGCAGACCGAGCAGAAGCGAACAACUGCCGCCAGACAGACUCAGUCGAAGCUGUACAUUUAUUUCUGCAACACCCUGUCGAUUUCGCAUCUCCAGCAAAAGGACGUCAUCCGCCAAUUUUACAACAUCUGCCGCCGGGAAGUCUUAUACGAAGACUACAAUACAAACAUUAUCGCGGCUACUGUUCACGAAGUCAAGAGCCUCUGCGAUAGCUUGCGCUUCCAGGAAGCCGCGGACUUGGCUGGCGCCUUCCAUUCCUUCGUUCACUUGACUGAUGGCCUCCGAACCUACGAGAGCAUCCUCGCUUCUAUCAAGAUUUGUCUGUACCUGAGCGGCUACCACACCGCCAAGUGCACCGACGAGAAGGUUGCGAGGAACAUGACGAUCGAGUCCAAGCUGCUCCUGCAGGAGAUCAUGACCAACGCAAAGGACAUCAACGUCCAGUUCUCGGAAUUGCCAUUCGCUCAACUGAAUGACUUGGUUACUAUCUUGGGAGAGCACGAACUGUUUGAGGAUCUCGAGGUUAUUUUGACUGAUCUCUGGACCUCCCGUAUUGUCCAGCGAACAUGGACCCUUAAUGUCGUUGUCUGGAUCGGGCGUCGUCUGGUGGAAACCCGUUACUGCCGGGACAACGUUGACGGUGCUAUUAAGCUGGGUCGCGACAUCUGCUACAACCUGCGUCAGGUCUGGGGUAACUGUGACCCCGUUACCUUCGACAUGACUACAUUGCUAUCUGGAAUGUACACGGCGUCCGGUGACUAUCGCUCCGCAGUCGCGCUCCACGAUACCGCCCUGAACGAACUGCUCAACGACCGUGAUGCGGUGUAUGACCAGCGCGCCGCUGAAAUUACUUCGCAGCACUUGCAGCUGCUCAGACGCGCUCAGGCUCGCCUCCAGAAGGGAUCGUCGACUCAAGCUGGCGAGACCCAGGCGUAUUCCGAAUUGGCGAAGCAGUUGUCGCUCAAAUUCAACAUCUCAGCACCCGCGUCGCAGGAUGUGUCUGUGACGGACGAUGAUGUUGGUGUGUGGCAUCGUCCUCGUCGAUUCAGCCUUGAUGUCCAGGAGGAAUUGGAGCACCAAAACCAUCUCCGGAACUCCAGUGGUGCAACGAUGCUGAACGGAAAUGCCGGGGCCAAGCGGAUUUCGGUCGCUGCCCUGUAA
This is a messenger RNA of Aspergillus chevalieri, 6000 nucleotides long. RefSeq names its product tetratricopeptide repeat protein. Lineage: Eukaryota; Fungi; Ascomycota; Eurotiomycetes; Eurotiales; Aspergillaceae. Gene Ontology annotation, molecular function: protein binding. The record is from RefSeq and is a predicted model, not a curated record. The coding region runs from base 1 to 6000 and encodes 1999 amino acids. The transcript has 4 exons.